Messenger RNA from Corylus avellana, 2044 nucleotides. Its product is annotated as heptahelical transmembrane protein 4. NCBI's taxonomy places the organism in Eukaryota, Viridiplantae, Streptophyta, Magnoliopsida, Fagales, Betulaceae. Gene Ontology annotation, molecular function: signaling receptor activity. The record is from RefSeq and is a predicted model, not a curated record. Gene Ontology annotation, cellular component: membrane. Gene Ontology annotation, biological process: response to hormone.
CAUAAACCCAAGAGGAGGAUUCCGAUAAUUUGCCAGUUGCCACAGAUAUCGUAACCCUCCCCAGGGACUUGCCUGAAAUUCCACAUUCGCACUUUCUCCUCUUGUAAUUUAUGGAAUAUAUCAAUAAUGACCUUUAUCAAACCGCCAGAAUGAGUUCGACCAUUUUUGCCAACGCAAUUGCCAAUUCGGGACGUGUUUCAAAGUCUCUGUCCAGUGUCCACCCCAACAUUGGAUAUUUCGCCCUUUUCUUCCAAAGAUAACCACCACCAUGACCAUCUUUCAUUUACCACCUUAUCAGAGUGUCGUCUGGAGGAAUUGGUUCUUCGCUUUUCUCGGGAUAAUUUUCUUUACCAGGAAAUUCUCUGGGAAAUAAAAUAUCACCGAGAAAGUUUUGGUCGUCGUCGUUAUUAUCGAGACUUUGCUCGGCGGGUUCCUUUGAAGAGACUAUUCUGGGUUUUGCUCUUUGGAGGUGGGUUUUGCAAUUUGUGGUUGCAGAGAUGCUAGGUGACAGCCAUGAUAUAUUUGAUUGCGAGGGUGGGAAUAGCGUCUGUUUCCAUAAAGGUAAGGGAAAGAGACUGUGGAAGAAAGUCAAAUAUCAGCUUAUUGGGUACCACUCAUUGCCAGGGUAUUUAAGGGAUAAUGAGUUUAUUCUGGGUUAUUACCGAUCUGAGUGGCCACUGAAGCAGUCGUUCCUCAGCAUCUUCUCCAUUCAUAAUGAAACACUUAAUGUCUGGACGCAUUUGAUUGGGUUCUUCCUUUUCCUCUGCCUGACCAUAUACACAGCAAUGAAAUCCCCAGCUGUCAUGGAUCUCAAUUCCCUCCAACGUUUGUCUGACAUGGUCAAAGGAGCUGAUUUGCACGAGAUUCAUUCUGAACUGUUGAAGUGCCUUCCUCCACUACCUAAGAUGCCUGGUUUUCAUAAAUUAAAGGAUGAAUUACGGACAUCUUUUCCUUCUAUGGAUUUUCUCUCCUCACUUUCAGAUUGGCAUAUUGUGCAACUCCUCACCAAGUGCUUGCCUGAUCAGUUCCCCCAGCAUGGUGUGAAAGAUGAUGUGGAGAACAUGGUGGCACCCCUUAUGAUCCAGCCAAUCACAAGGUGGCCCAUUUUCACCUUCUUCUGUGGAGCUAUGUUCUGCUUGCUAGCCAGCAGCAUGUGUCAUCUCCUCUCUUGUCACUCAGAAUACCUUUCUUGCAUAAUGCUCAGACUUGACUAUGCAGGCAUUUCAGCACUGAUUGCAACUUCCUUUUACCCUCCUGUCUACUACUCCUUUAUCUGCGACCCCUUCUUCUGCAACCUCUAUUUGAGCAUCAUAACAAUCUUAGCUCUUGCCACAAUUACUUUCUCUUUCGUCCCAGCUUUCCAAAAACCCAACUUCCGGGGCUACCGAGCUUCCCUCUUCUUUGGAAUGGGCAUGUCAGGUGUGGCACCUAUAGUUCACAAGCUAAUAUUGUACAAGCAUCAGCCGGAGGCCCUCCAGACUACUGGUUACGAGAUAUUAAUGGGGGUUUUAUAUGGAUUAGGAGCGUUGAUUUACGCGACAAGGAUACCGGAGCGAUGGAAACCCGGCAAGUUUGAUAUUGCAGGCCAUAGUCACCAGCUUUUUCAUGUCUUGGUUGUGGCAGGGGCCUACACACACUAUCAGGCUGGUCUGGUCUACCUCAGAUGGCGGGACUUGAGAAGUUGUUAAGAGUUAACCCUCGGGUACUGAUAGGUGAUGGGUCUUAUGUUGGGUGUCUUCACUCUGAAUUGGUUAUAAGAUUGUUCUUGCUGAUAGACCUCAUGAUUGAAUGAAGUUGUCAGGUGGUUGGGAUCUCCAAUCACUCACCAUACGCUAUAGAAACUAAUUUGUUAUAAAGUGCAUGGCCCUCCCAUAUUUUAGUACAAAAUUAACGUAAGGACAUGCCCAACACCACAAUAUGGAAACUCUUGAUUGGCAUGGUGCAAGUAUCAGCCAAAUAGGCACUUGCCAAAGCCGUCAUGGCACUAACUCACGGUGGUUGAGCUUUUUUAUUUAUUUUUUAAACAAUGAUUGAUGUUGGUUGA